AUGGCAAGGCAUGUGUUCAAUCGUAUCCGAGAGGGAGUGGUUGCUCAUGACCCAUACUUCGAGUGCAAGACGGAUGCCCUUGGCAAGCUUGGAUUCUUCUCUUACCAGAAAUGCACCGCGGCUAUUCGCAUGCUUGCAUAUGGAAUUCCAGGCGAUCUGGUGGAUGAGUAUGUGCGUAUGAGUGAGACAACAUGUCUGAUGUCAAUGUACAAGUUCUGCCAGGCUGUGAUCGAGGUGUUUGGCCCUGAGUACUUGAGGCAGCCAACUGCCGCUGAUACAGAGAGAUUGUUGGCGACCAACGCAGCUAGAGGCUUUCUAGGCAUGCUUGGCAGCAUAGAUUGUUCUCACAAUGAUAUCAACAUGCUGCAGCGUUCUCCAUUCUUCGCAAGGCUUGCAGAAAGUCACUCCCCACCUGUCAACUUUGAGAUCAACGGCCUCCAGUACAACAAAGGAUACUAUCUAGCUGAUGGUAUAUAUCCUCUGUGGUCAACUUUUGUGAAGACAAUCUCGAACCCCCAAGGUGAGAAGAGAAAGAGAUUUGCCCAAAUGCAAGAGAGUGCCAGAAAGGAUGUGGAACAUGCUUUUGGCGUGCUUCAAUCCCGAUGGGGUAUCAUUCGAAACCCUGCAUUGUCAUGGGAUGAAAGGAAGCUUUGGGAGGUGAUGACUGCUUGUGUGAUCAUGCACAACAUGAUCGUCGAGGACGAGCACGAUGACAGUAUCUUCGACCAAGGAUUUGAUUAUCAAGGUGAAAAUGUUGAGCCCCUGCACCAAGAACCGGCCACGUUUGAACAGUUUGUCCAAUUCUAUCGUGAGCUGCGUGAUUGGAACGUUUAUUUGGAUCUUCAAAAUGACUUGGUUGAGCAUGUGUGGGAUCACAUUGACAACCAAUAG
Aegilops tauschii subsp. strangulata is the source of this 891-nucleotide messenger RNA. RefSeq lists its product as uncharacterized. The record is from RefSeq and is a predicted model, not a curated record. Lineage: Eukaryota; Viridiplantae; Streptophyta; Magnoliopsida; Poales; Poaceae.